GGCAAGAUCACGCACUCACUGCUCGAGGCUGGCCGCCGAGAUGGUUGGCUACAGCCUUAGCUAUCGACGGUUUCUCCGCAACGCACAGGAUCCGCGCCAUGUCUCCUCACCCCCCGAUACACGACGGAAGUCUAGUCGGCGAUCAUGUGAAGACGCGUCGACCCAUAGGAAGCGCGUCGGGCCAUAUGCACGGGCCUCCCUGGUCUCCCAGGUCCCACAAAAACAAGCGAGCGCGCUUUCCUUCAACGACAGAUGAUGACGCCAUGUCUUCACCACGGUACACUGCGGUCAUCGCUGCCACGCAACUCUAGCAGGACUUCAAAUGCGAGAGGACAGCCGGUGCACCUCCUAAACAUACACCACAAUGCUAGAUCUACGACCAACUUUGCGCGUGGCGCUGCCCGUUGUCAAAGCCCUCCCAGAAUGCGCAGAUUUCUCCAGGACCGUCUCGCCGUUUCUUCCGCAGCUGUAUGACUUACCACAGAGGGUUUUCGACAAUAUCAACAACCUAGAAGCGCUUCAACACGUGUACCUCUCCACGAACCCCCUGAUCACCGCACUCGGGUUUUCCCUGUUCCUCACGCCGAUCGUGUUUAUUGUCGCCGAAAUCAACAAGAACUACUCGCAGGUAGAUCGCCUGUGGAGCAUAUUGCCCGUUAUCUACAACUCGCACUACGCGCUAUGGGCGCACCUGUCAGGACUUCCCACGCAGCGACUGGACCACGUCAUGGCCGUCACCAUCUUGUGGGGCGCGAGGCUGACCUUCAACUACUGGCGCAAAGGAGGAUACAGCGUCGGCUCUGAGGACUACAGAUGGAACAUCGUGAAAGACUACGCUGGUCCCGCUGCUAUGUUUGUUCUCAACAUCGUAUUCAUUUCACUGGCGCAGAAUAUACUUCUCUUUGCCAUCACAACGCCGACCUACAUCCUCCUUCUGUGCUCACGCCUCACCGGAGACGAGUUCACCUUCUACGAUAGCAUCUUCUCCAAGCUCAUUUUCGCAAUCGUACUGAUCGAGUUCUUCGCCGACCAGCAACAGUGGAAUUUCCAUGGGGCCAAGAACGCGUACAAGGCAACAGCAAAGGUACCCAAGGAAUACAGCUACACUCGCGAACAGCUCGAUCGCGGUUUCAAUACCAGCGGCCUCUGGGCAUGGUCCCGCCAUCCCAACUUUGCUGCCGAGCAGGGCGUGUGGUUGGCAUUGUACCAGUGGUCUUGCUCUGAGUCGGAGACAUACGUCAACUGGUGCUUUGCGGCCGCGCUCUCCUAUCUGAUUCUCUUUCAGGCCAGCACCUGGCUCACUGAGUUGAUCAGUGCGAAGAAGUACCCGGACUAUAAGCUCUACCAGGAGCGAGUUGGCAGGUUCUUGCCUAAGAUUGCUACUGGAGGCAUGGACGCGCCCACAGCCAAUGUCAACGCGGUUAGUCAGAAACAACAAGACACUCGCAAAAAUGUCAAAGCUACUGGAAGCACAAGAAAAAGGUGAACUUUACGCGACAACGCAUCGAGCUUAUUCCGACGGCGGUAAAUGCGUCUCAAGCCCGACUUUGGGUUUGGUGACCACGUCAGGAACACACAACAUGUCACUGAGCGGACAUGCUUGCGAUGAGAUCAAAUCUCAGGAGGAGGACGGUUGGAAUCGGGUCUAAGAUGAUUCUUAUAUCAUGAACAAUCUCAGCCCUACUACAUAAUAUUGUCAAUAUAAUUACCUAUUCCAUCCCACACUGUGCAACACGCUCCGCGAAACAUUGUAUACCGUCCCGAGGGCACAUUCGACUGCCCUCCAUUACUAUGUGUUCAUACAUUUCGAUAACAAGCGCUGGAUGCCUCUCCCGAAAAGCCUCGGCUCAAUGAAGGUGCCUGCCCUUGCUAGUAGGCGCGCUCACAAGACCUCCCCAAAGUAGGCUAGCAGCUCCGAAGAGGUGCCUCUGAUUACCACAUUUGGAGAAGGGGAUUUCGACGUCAUCGAACCAAAUGAAUGGCG
Messenger RNA from Paraphaeosphaeria sporulosa, 1984 nucleotides. RefSeq names its product DUF1295-domain-containing protein. Lineage: Eukaryota; Fungi; Ascomycota; Dothideomycetes; Pleosporales; Didymosphaeriaceae. The transcript has 2 exons. Gene Ontology annotation, cellular component: membrane. The record is from RefSeq and is a predicted model, not a curated record. Bases 365 to 1486 code for a protein of 373 amino acids.